Molecule: messenger RNA, 746 nt
Organism: Microstroma glucosiphilum
Lineage: Eukaryota; Fungi; Basidiomycota; Exobasidiomycetes; Microstromatales; Microstromataceae
Exons: 1
Coding region: 158-625 (155 amino acids)
Source: RefSeq, a predicted model, not a curated record
GGAAGGCUGCAAACAUCAGCACACACACACAACCAACAUAUACGGAACAAUCACUACAAUUUCACCCCGUGGGACACUUCCUCUCUCUCUCUACACACACAGAACAAUUCUUGACCCUUUACCACGUCUAUACUGUACAAAUCGUUUCCCUUCGUCCAUGCUCCGCCUCGGUUCCACUCGUCUUUGCAAGUCUUCUUUUUCCACCGCUGCCCUCUUUGUCCUCUUCCCCUUUCCUUCGUUAUCGUACCGUAACCGUAUCUGGCUUGCAAUCCCCCUCUCCUUCUCCUGGUUCCCUCCCCUUAUGUCUUGGCAUUUGUACUCUAGUCUUGCCUUUCUUCUUUCCCCUUCUUCUUAUUUCUAUGCUCAUUCUUCCUCUCUAUCGUCCCGCGAAGUUGCCACGACAACGGCCAAUUGUCCAGCCAGAAAUAUACAAGUACACAAUGACGACUCUGCUCGCCUCUUCUCUGAACUGCUCUGCUCUGAACCGCACACGUCUCGCAUUACUGCAUUGCUGCGUUGCUGUGUGCCUGCUCCCACUCGUCUCGUCAAGGCGGGCAACGUUGUUUGUCCCGCCAGCCAGGCUCGCCCGCCUUGCUGCUCUCUUGCUGCAUUGUGCGGCGUCUGAACAUAGACAAGAUCGAUUCUUGGACCGCAGGCGCCAGGAGUCUUGUCUGGGGCAAUCAAAUCAGUGAGUCAGGCAGGCAGGAGGGCAACGAAACGGCGAGGAGAAAGAGUGUCAUAAGAUC